Molecule: messenger RNA, 1596 nt
Organism: Lonchura striata (white-rumped munia)
Lineage: Eukaryota; Metazoa; Chordata; Aves; Passeriformes; Estrildidae
Gene: FOXN1
Product: forkhead box N1
Biological process (GO): regulation of transcription by RNA polymerase II
Molecular function (GO): DNA-binding transcription factor activity, RNA polymerase II-specific; transcription cis-regulatory region binding
Source: RefSeq, a predicted model, not a curated record
UUGUAUUGCUACCAGCCCCAGGUGCAGCAGAUGUAUUGCUCCUCACACCCUUUCCAUCAGUACCCCUCAGGAGGCAGCUACCCCGUGACUUACAUCGCUUCCUCGCACUACCCCUACCAAAGGAUUGCUCCUCAGAGCAGCCAAGAAUCUCAGCAGCCUCUGUUCCCCAAACCCAUCUACUCCUACAGCAUCCUGAUCUUCAUGGCUCUCAAAAACAGCAAGACAGGGAGUUUGCCAGUCAGUGAGAUUUACAAUUUCAUGACGGAACAUUUCCCUUACUUUAAGACAGCUCCAGAUGGUUGGAAGAAUUCCGUGCGCCACAACUUAUCCUUGAACAAGUGCUUUGAGAAAGUUGAGAACAAGUCAGGGAAUUCUUCUCGAAAGGGCUGUUUGUGGGCUCUGAAUCCAGCCAAGAUUGACAAGAUGCAGGAGGAGCUUCAGAAAUGGAAGAGGAAAGACCCAGUUGCUGUGAGGAAGAGUAUGGCAAAGCCAGAAGAGCUUGACACCCUGAUAGGCGACAAGAGCGAGAAGCUGCGCUCCUCCCUGGCGUCCUGCAGCCCGCCGGGCGCCGCGGGUGCCUCCCUCUCCAGGCAGAUGGCAGCGCAAUCCCAUCCCUUGUGCGAGCCCUCGCUCUCCUCGGGGGUCCCGCAGGGAUUCCACGGCAUCCACGCCCCGGCAGCUCUGCACGCCAAGAGCCCCCUGCCCGCUUUGCUGGGGGGGCAGCAGCCCGGCUGCUACGCAUCCCCCCAGGGCUUCCCCCAAAUCCCCACCGCGCUGCUGCAGCACACGCCCGAGCCUCCGAGCCUGUUCCCUGCUGGGGAGGCUCAAAGCCAGCUCCGGACUCAGCCCAGCAUCCCUCAGGAUUCCCCAGUGCCGGCCCAGAGCCCCCCGAGCUGCGGGAUGAAGAUGCUGCCCGAGCAUUCCCCGGCCAGGACGGUGCAGGACACGCUGCUGCAGGAGGGAGACCUCAGCAAUGACAUCGAUGCUCUGAAUCCAUCCCUCACUGAUUUUGAUCUCCAAGGGAACCUUUGGGAGGAGCUGAAAGACGACAGCCUGGCCGUGGAUCCGCUUGUCCUCAUUUCAUCAUCCCCGCAGUGCUUUCCCUCGCACUGCCAGCUGGAGAGCGGCGGCAGCGCGCCCGGGGGCGCGCCCGGGAGCGCGCACGGGGGCGCGCCGGAGCUGCAGCUCACCACGCUCUACUCCGCCUUCAUGGAGCUGGACACGGUGUCCCCCUCGUACCUGAGCAACCCCGGCUCCAAACCCAUCGCCCUGAUGUGAAGCACAGCCCCGAACAUCGCCCCGACCAUCGAUGGUGCGGGAAUGUCCAUUUGAUCUUUUUUGGUUUUUUUGGUUGGUUUUUUUUUUUUUUUUCCUCCAGAACUUGCCCGCAGGAUAUGUAGCUUUACUAUGAUGAUUUUCUACAGACAGACAGAUAUUAAAAAAGAAAUCAAAAAAAAAAAUUAAAUAUUAUUUAAAGAGAAUAUGGUUAACAGCUGAACUUGUCAACGCCAUUUUAUCAAGCUACUCAUCUUCUUCGUCUUCCAGGAAUAAGAGGAAAACAAAUUCUUGACCUUUUUUCUUUUCUUUUUUUUUUUU